This is a messenger RNA of Clonostachys byssicola, 2775 nucleotides long. NCBI's taxonomy places the organism in Eukaryota, Fungi, Ascomycota, Sordariomycetes, Hypocreales, Bionectriaceae. The record is from the annotation of a GenBank genome assembly.
AUGCAUCAGCAGCCCCGGGUGCCCCCGCGGGUAUCCUCCCCUGCGGCGUCGCCCCAAGUCAAUCAGCACCGAAAUAAUGCUUCACGAGACAGUGCGAUGGGCGCCAGUCGCUCACGGGCCGGAUCUACGGUUUCUGGGAGAGACAUCGUGGCAUCGCCAACUCUAGAAAUCCCCCAAUCACCACUCCAGAUGCUGCCAGCAGAGUCGGUUAAGAAGUUGGAUCAGAUCAUUCAGAACUUCUUUAUCAAGGUUGCAACCCUUGUGAUCGAUUCGAGAAUAAAGGUCAAACCUAGCCGAGGUGCCAACAGUCAGCGGAAGACGAGCAAAUGGUUCCAAAUCGAGACCGAUGAGUUCGAAGACUUCAAAGAGGAGCUCAAGACCUGGAAACCUACGGGAAACCUCGAGACCCUCCCGCCCCCGUUGACGGUCGAGAUCUAUUUAGACACAUCUUCGUUGAAAGAUAGCCAGAGUCUGACGAUUGUGGACGAAGAUGGAAAGAGGUGGGAUGUUAUGGAACAGCUGAAUGGAAGUCGCUCAUCGGGCACACCUGGAAAGAUUACCGAGGUGAUACUGGAGAGAUGGCGCGUUGAGCUCGAGCCGAAUGGCAGCUUUCCUACUGACGACUUUGGGCCCAUCCUUCCCACUGUUUACAAAAAGGCCAUCGUCUUCUUUAGAUCCCUCUUUACAGCAACAAGACUUUUCCCAGCCUGGAAGUUUGCGAGCCAUGGCUUGGCUCGGAACUCCAUCCCUGCACUAAUUCCUCGCUGUCGCAUUCGAGCUUCUGAGGGUCCAGUCCCAGGCCCGGACCUCCUCAGAUACCCAGUUAUGGGAAGAUCAGAGCCGGUGACGGACUACGUAUUCGGUGAUCUCGAGACCCCUGUCGGUCGUUUAAAAACUUCCGUCACAUAUCGCAAUGACUGCAGUUUCCGUGUUGAUGAUUCGGAGGCGUUGUUAAGUUCUCGCUUCAUGGGAAUUGAUGAAGACUUUUUCAAGCCUUCCUUGACUCAACGGAAUCGGGGUAGUGGGCAACAACAGACGGCGCAAAUCGGGUCACUCCAAAGCGACCGGCCUGAACCCUUGUCAAAUAUCGGCCAAACCUAUGGCAGUUUAUCUACGUUCCACGGAGACGGGCCCUUAGGUACAAGUCCCAUCUCAGCGCUGAAGGCAGUCAAAUCGCCAGGAUCAGCAUCAAGCUCACCACCUGCUUCGUUUUCUCCUCAACCCGGUAUCGAGCCCCCCAAUUCUCUGCCUAUUACAAGCCAUGCCUCGGCAGCCCGCCCAAGUCGAAAAGGAGACAAUGAGCACGGAAGGCGGCCAUCUAUUUCGUUCCAACCCUUCAAGGCCGGAUCUUUGUCUGGAUCUCCAAUCCCAAGGCAGGGAGACGCGGAGGGUUUUGCUUCAUCCCACACUUCGUCUCGCUUAAGCGGCGUUCCUUCUUUGUCACAACCUCGCAACCGUACGUCGCUUACCGCUGGAAUGCCUGCCUCCCUACGAGGCGGCCCGCCGCCACAAUCCACGGAACCGCUGGGCUCUUCUUCACCACGUACCGGUUCUGUCAGUCGCUACAGUAGCAGUUUCACUCAUCGACGUGGCCGCUUGUCCAUCAGCGGCGCAAAUAGGCCUGUAGAUGAUGAGCAAGGAAGCAGUGGGCGGCAGAGCCUUGCUUCAUCAAUUGCCCAGCCAGGCUCAGGUCUUUUGGCCGAGCCCGGCACUAGUUCCGGCUCCUUGCAAGCCGAGGAAGACAACAUAUCCGAUUUUCUAAAGGCCAUAGAUAGCAAGCGGACCUUGAAGAGUUUCGACACGACCAAGCGAGGGGAAUCAGCUACGAAUCGAACCGUUGCACAACUUUCAAGGUUUCACUUAAUGAAGGAUUCCAACGCUGCGCUUACGGAUUCGAUGAAUUCAUCUAUACAAAUGCAACGUUCGUCAAGCUCGUCCAGCAGGCAGCUAGCAAGCGUGCCUGGUGUGUCCAUGUCAGCUUCAUCAUCUCCUAGCAAACCGCACUCACCCCAUACCCCUCACACGCCCGCUAUCCCGUCAAGGUUGAGCGAGAAUUCUGUUGCAGACGACUCUUCUCACGGCAGAUUGCCAUCUCGCAACCGCCGGCCCACGGAAUCGGUUGUUCCCGAGUCAAGUAGGGAGAGCACGAUCAGGCAAGAGGGAACAACUGCGAUCGAUAUUCCCUUGUCGCCUAGGCUUGGUGCUUACCAGCGUCGAUCCAGUUCCGUAGCGCAACAGACCCGAGCUGUAAUUGAAGACGACGCCGAUUUACCCUUUGCUGCAGCCAAUCGAAGCAUCAGCCUGGGUGCAGAUGACAGAGAGCCACCGACGAUCAGCAGACUUCUCGGCCGCCAGCUAGGGGCAGAGGCCACCGAGCAGCAGAUUGGCACUGAUGUCCUUGGAGCUGCGGCAGAGAUCCAACCUGCUUCGGCAGGGGCAGGAAUCCCUCGAGACUCAGUUGACGAUAACCCGUCAGACGGAUUCAUGGCCGGCAUUCCAUCGAGCUCACCUUACGGAAGACGUCGAUACACAGGCAUGAUGAACACACAACACAGACAAACCCCACCGCAGUCGUCACGAGGUAGUUUCAACGGCUCUUCAAGCAGGCUGGCCCGCGAGGAUAACGAUUCCAUCAGUGAUGAACCAUUGGUGUUCGACCUGUCCGAAAUGGAUGCUCAGAGCAGACGGAGUCUUGAAGAAGGUCGAGGUGGCGGCCAGGUUGGUUCCGACAGAGGUGGCGCAGAGAGCCGAGGUGCUUCUAGAAGGGGAUGGUAA